This is a messenger RNA of Planococcus citri (citrus mealybug), 3192 nucleotides long. RefSeq lists its product as uncharacterized. Lineage: Eukaryota; Metazoa; Arthropoda; Insecta; Hemiptera; Pseudococcidae. The transcript has 18 exons. Gene Ontology annotation, biological process: carbohydrate metabolic process. Bases 68 to 2947 code for a protein of 959 amino acids. The record is from RefSeq and is a predicted model, not a curated record. Gene Ontology annotation, molecular function: hydrolase activity, hydrolyzing O-glycosyl compounds. Gene Ontology annotation, cellular component: plasma membrane.
AUGUCUACUAAACACAUCUGUUAAUGACGUCUCUCAUAAUACUGCGAGUGUUAGAACAGACAGCAUUAUGUUAUUCAACGCUAUAUUUAUCAUCGGGACGUUUAUUUUCAUAAAAGCUGAUGCUGCCAAUUACAUAGGAUGCUACGAAACGACACUAAAUUCAAAAUUAUUAUAUCAACAUGUAAAAAUAGAUGAUAAGUUGACCCCAAAUAGCUGCUUAGAUGUGUGUCGAUUGAAGAAUUGGCCAUAUGCUGGACUGCAAGAGAAUGUAUGUCGAUGCGGUCAGAAUAAACCACCCGAGUUGGUCAAAUUGAGUGAUAAGGAUUGCGAUCAUCCUUGUCCAGGAGAUGGAAAUGCCAAAUGUGGAAGGGUACAAACUGCACGUGGAUCCAUUAAUGCAAGUUCUAUUUAUGAAACUGGCAUAAUCGCUCCUGGCCAGAAUAUCAGCUCAGCGAGCAUUUUUCUAGGAUGCUACAAGAACGCAACCUCAACGCCAAUCAGCCUAUAUGGCCCACAAGAAGAAUUCUCCGAAACUAAUUCACCAAUUCGAUGUCACGAACGUUGUUAUCAGCAAGGAUUCAGAUAUUUUACAUUAUCUGGAGACGAUUGUACCUGCGGCGAUGACUUGCCAUUGGAAGGAUUAGCACCCUCUUAUGGGGAUCAUUGUGGCAAGAAAUGUAAAGGGGAUAAAAAUGAAUACUGCGGAUCGGCGUUCGAACUGAGUUUUUACGCUACAGGAAUUCCAAACAUUCCCGAAUAUGGAAGAUUUGUUGGGUGUUUCAAAAAUACAAAAGUUGAUGAUAUAAAGCCAGAAGUCAAACUGGACCUGCCUCAGUCAAAUUCUAAUCAACGUUGUUUGAAUAUCUGUGAUCAAAAGGGAUUCUCAUAUGCUGCAGUGCAAAGCGGCACAUUAUGCUUAUGUAUGAACCAACCUCCAAAUUCAAUAUUACGGAAGAACGAUUUAGUCUGUGAAAAAGAAGAUUGCUCGGGUGAAAUUACAAAAAAAUGUGGAUCUGAAGACAGUAUGAAAGUAUUCAAAACACGACGCGCAGGAAACGCUCAAGAGAUAAAACAUCGUUACGUGGGUUGCUUCAAAGACCAACACGAUUAUCGAGAUUUACACGAACUCAGAAUAGUCGGAUUCCAUAAGCUUAUGACUAUUGAACUUUGCAUAGAAACCUGCAAACUCAAAGGCUAUGCUUUUUCAAGCUUAGUAAUCGGAUCACAAUGUGUCUGCAGUCAACUAUUCCCAUCAGUAAAUGAAAAAGUGAGCUCAGACGACUGUAGAUAUCCUUGCGAGGGUAAUAAAAAAGAGAAAUGUGGAGGACGUGAUAUAAGAGCGGUGUAUAAUAAUGGUUUACCUUAUCCUCGAAGCUACUCUCAAUACUUUUAUUUGGGCUGUUACGAGGAUAUCGAGGAAGAAAAACUCGUUACGAAUAAAGCGAUGAAAGUACAGCUGAAUAAUUUAUCGCCUACAAUUUGCCAUAGACAUUGCUUAAAAUUAGGAUUCAAGUUUUUUGGAUUGACAUUACAGCCAAAGGUUUGCUUCUGUAGUGAUGAACAACCACCAGAGGAUCUCAGAUAUACAGAUAGUUUCAAAUCGGAGUGCCCAGCAAAAUACAGGUAUGUUAUUUUCAGCACAGGACUAGUCUAUUUGGAUCCAGAUCAGACCUACAAAGGAUGCUUCAGAGUUGACAAAACUAUGCUGAAUAAACAAAUAUUCUACGCUUUGAAAACACUGACUCCGAAAAGAUGCUUAAUGCUGUGUGAUAUGUUGGGCUACCUGUAUUCAGCAGUAAAUCAGGGUUGGGACUGCCAUUGUGGAAACACAUUCUCCGAUGGAAUCCCACAAGCCAAUGAAGAAAAAUGUGAUAUCAGAUGUCCCGGUGAUUCGUUGCAGACUUGUGGUGGUUCUGAGUCUCACAUGAAAGUUUAUCGUACCUCUGUGACGAAUGUUUUUGAAGAACCUAAGAUAGAUGUACCAGCAGAAAAAUUAGGUUUUUCGGAAACCUUUAAUAUUUUAGAUCCGUCAGUUUGGUCUUACACUAUAAAAAUGCCUCAAGACCCGGAUUACGAAUUUGUGACCUACGAUAAAUCGGAUCAAGUGGUUUACUUGAAACAAAAUAAAUUAUUCAUUAAACCGAAGAUACAAUCUGAAAAUUACGUAGGAGGUGCAGUGACAUUAAAAGACUGCACAGGAAAACCAGGAAUCGAAUGCACCAAAAAAGCGGCUAAUUACUACAUCCUCCCACCGGUCCUGUCUGGUCAAAUAAACACCAACAACAGCUUUUCUUUUAAAUAUGGAAAAAUUGAUAUUCGAGCCAAAUUACCCAUCGGUGACUGGAUAGUUCCAGAAAUAUGGCUGAUGCCAAAGAAAAACGAAUACGGCGACUAUUAUCAAUCUGGUCAAAUUCGAAUUGCAAUGAUACGAGGAAAUAAUCAAUUCGAAUGUUCUAAUAACGACUUCGGGCAUAAACGUUUAGAAAUGGGAGUGUAUCUUGGACCUGAAUUCGAUGUGAAAAGCAAAGUAUUUUACAAAAUGGCUCCCGAAAGUUGGACUAAAGAAUACCACAAUUACACCGUUAUCUGGAGUGCAGAUAAGAUUUCCUUCCUAGUGGAUGGUGAGGAAUUGGGCACAAUACAGCCCGGACCUCUUCAAACAAUUCGAGAUAUCGUUGGUUUACCCAAAGAAUCUGAAUACAUUUACAGCGGUUCAUCGAGCAAGUUGGCCCCAUUCGAUAAAGAAUUCUACAUCAGUUUAGGCCUAUCCGUUGGUGGCUUGUCCAAUUUCCCCGAUACUUGUACAUCGAAUCCCAAAAAACCAUGGGCCAAUACUUCGCCUAAGGCCAUGUUGAACUUCUGGCAAGGCAGAAAUCAAUGGAAAAAUACCUGGAAAGAUGAAGACUCUGCUUUAAAAGUUGAAAGUGUCAAUGUGGGUGCACUUUAGAAAGUCAUGGAAAUAUUUAAAGAUGAGUUGAUGCAAAAUUUCAGAUCUGAAUUUAUCAAAUUUUGAAUAAGUAGGUAGAUACACCUGCAGCAUUUUUCAAUUAGCUCCAAAUGUAAAUUUUUUGGUAGAUCUGAUUGGAUCCGAAUCCUCGUCAAAACAAAAUGUUGAAUAAAUAUCUAUUAAUUUUAUAAAUCUAUAUUCCUGUAUGUGAUAUUUUAAUGAAAUAAAAUGAAAUCAGAUCUCAA